Molecule: messenger RNA, 823 nt
Organism: Dicrocoelium dendriticum
Lineage: Eukaryota; Metazoa; Platyhelminthes; Trematoda; Plagiorchiida; Dicrocoeliidae
Source: the annotation of a GenBank genome assembly
AUGGUCGUUCGCCCUGAGGCACGAAUCGAUCCUACCAUACAUAGUCUUACCUGCAGACUGACCCUGAGACGUUGGCUUUUCAACCCACGACGGUUCGCGCGCUCUGUGGUAAAGUAUUCGCGCAUUCCUACCACAGACAAUGGUUCUGUGCCAACUGAGCUCACCAAUGCAACACCAAAGUCUCUUUUGUCAAAUCCUCGCACUAUAAUCCACGAAGAUGACCCUCAAGAUGAUCUGCUUUUGUCUCUAUAAUCUAUUUUCCCAUCCCACUCCUCAUCUGAUCCUUCAACAUUCAUCGUGUCAUUCCUGAAGUUAAUCUCUCGGUGAAGAGGACGCAUUUCUUGUAUCAUCCAUCGAGUAUUACUUUUAUCUUUACGGUCCUUAUGAGCUGUGUUAUCCUAAAUUUUUAUGCGGAUUUCUGUACUCUUCUUUUGGCUUCUCAGAGGUUCGUCUGCCACCCACCCAUUCACAGUGAUCAACACUAUCACUUACCUCUUCUUUCCCGCCUCAACUGGUUUAAAGCUAUUUGCAAUCGCGUAUACCUCGGCCUAUAAGCAGUUGGGCCGUUGUAAUGUGUACGUCGGCUUGGUUGCAUGCUGCCUCGGAAGCUGUUCUUUUAAGAUCAUUUUUGUAUUCUCGAUGCGUUGCAGAUAGGUCCGUUACAUCUCUACCUGGUCCACAUACUUGUGAGCCCAGUGUCACUUGGUUAGGAGCAACAUCGAAACCUCACCCUGUCACUGUGAGCGCAAUCCGUCUGCUUCAUGCACUCUCUUCACGCGCGCUACUUCAGACGUGCAGCACUUCUUUUCGAUGCUUAAGUUCU